This is a messenger RNA of Sardina pilchardus (European sardine), 1365 nucleotides long. RefSeq lists its product as uncharacterized. The record is from RefSeq and is a predicted model, not a curated record. The transcript has 3 exons. The coding region runs from base 55 to 1365 and encodes 436 amino acids. NCBI's taxonomy places the organism in Eukaryota, Metazoa, Chordata, Actinopteri, Clupeiformes, Clupeidae.
GGCAAGUCACUAGUGAUUAACCUCUCCUAUUUAAAAUUAAUUUAAAGUUUUGCAAUGGAUUUAUCCUCAAGGACAGCCCACCAGAGAGGAUCCUGGACUGAGAGUGAAUAUCAGUCUGUUUCUCUGAGAAUCUUGCCCUGUGUCAACUCUUCUGGGGAAAUUGGAGAUACUGUGCCAGUUUGGACAUCAGCAUCUAAGCACCGAUACCACUAUGUGCGAGCUACACGGUUUUCUGAAAGUAAAUAUUGGAGGGAGUUUAGAGACUUGCCUACUGUGGCCCAGCAAGAGCACACUGUGCAAGAGUCCACUUCCAUAGCAACAGAGGAAGUGGAGACCCUCACUAUUAUGGACAACCUCCACCUUCAGCCCACCAUUAGUGGCAGGAGCAGCCAGAUGGUUCCCAACAGUCGCACUGCUGUGGCUCCAGUGAGGCAGGAGGAGAACCUGACAUUUGUGGGGAACUUCACCCACCCUCCAGGCAUCACCCAAGAUGAGAUGAUUGCACUGCUGAGUUCGGCUAAGGCCCCCAUCUCAGGGAAUGCAGCCAGGCAUGGUGCUACAUCCACCCAGAAGACACUGCUCAAUCCCACUAUGCCUCGCAGCAGCGGCUGUGGGAAUGUGAAGCACACCCACCCAUCCACAAUGAAUAUGCAGAUUCCAGCACAAGAGCUGCAGUCUGCCACUGCUAGUCAUCAGAUGGAUCAGACCGAUGAUCUGACGCACGUGGGCACAAUCUACUCGUCCACUGCAUCAUCCACCAAUAGCAUGGAGUCUCUCAAAAAUGUGAUGGGUCAACCAAUCACCCAGUCUGAUAACGCCGCUACUCUGCUGAACGAGCUUGGACCCCUCACCUUCGUGGGCAACUUCGAUCUCCGUCCUGCGGUCCAUCAUCAGCCAAACACAAAGCUGAACCCCGCCCACGUGCCUGGCGACGUGACCCAGAGAGAGGUCAACACUUUGAGCGACAGCCCCACUCCACCAACUCUCUCUGCAGCUCCUGUGGUUCCCGUUGAGGCCCGCGGCGAUGUCCCAGCUAGCUCAUGCGGCUCUCCCGUCCAGCAGACCCCCUCCAGAGAGGCGUACGUGGAGGUGAUGGAGUACCACCGUCAAAUGGCCUCCUACUACAAGGAGCUCCAGCUGAAGGUGGAGAACACCUCCAAGGUGGAGGGCUCCGUGCUCCAGGGGAAGAGAGUGGGUGUCCUCGGGGGGAGCGACUGGGAGCCCCCAAAGAAGAGGUGCUGGGAGGGCAUCGACCUCCCUGAUGAUUGCGUGGAGGAACUGUGUGCCAUCCCUGGUGUCUGGGAUUUGGCCAUAGAGAUGGGCCUCCUUACCGUCUGUCAGGCAGAAGAGUUGAAGGAUCAUUAG